ACUCCUUAGGUUACCUGUAUAGAGUUUAUAUUAGCAUGUUUUUAUUUACGUAUCUUUUAAAUUACAUGAAUUAGUAUCUUUUUAUAUUAUAUUUUUGUUCACAUCCGCACUCAUUCCAGCUUUGGCAUGCAAAUACACCGCAAACGGCUUCUCCACCACCGAAGAAAACCAAGGGAAAAAAAGAAAUGAUACCAGAUACGCUGUAUACGCUACAUGAAGUGCCAACCUUGCCGCAUUGAUAUAACCACUACCCAGAUCCAGAUUAGGUUAUGAGACGAGUCCCCUCAAGCUCAAGACUAUGUGUGUGCACUGACCUCGUUCCCGAGCCUCAGUGCAAUGGCCGUUUGACUUCACGUGUCCAUUCCAAGACUGCUGCCGUUGCGACUUGACCGUUGAAAGCUCUGGGUUCGGUCUAGCAACGUUGAUAGCAAACUAAUCUUUGGCCGCCGGGUUAAGUAAGGGAGGAUCGCUCGGGGCUUGUAUAUAUAUAUAUAUCUUUAUAUACCCAUACUUACGGUAUAUAUCAACACCAAGAAAAGGGAAGGAUAGAGAAAAGUUUGGUAGCUAUGGGCCAACCUAAAUUUUACCUCUUUGGAGGGUACAAGCUAUGGAACGAGCACGCCUGGUGUCCAUCCGACGACCAGGUCCGCGGUGGCAAGAGCCAUAGCCUCUUUGUAUGCUCUGCUGACUCGACCGUGGCCACAUUCAGUGGGGAAUUAGAUAUCACCGCCCUGGGAGGCGCCGGUUUUGCCUCGCAGCGGACCGUCGACCCCCAGUCUUGGGACCUUCUCGACUACCAGGGGCUGAGCGUCGGCGUAGCCAAGAGCGACGGGAAGAAGUAUACGCUUGUUCUUAAGGACGAUAUCCCAUCUCGUCGCGAGGAUGGCAGGGAGGAAAGCACCGUCAGCUGGGAGUACGACUUCGUGCCCGGUGAUGGGACAGAAGUGACGGCCUCCUGGGACGACUUCAAGCCCACGUAUCGAGGACAGCCGAAACCAGAUGCUGCCCCUUUGCGCUUGGAUCAUAUCAAACGGAUAAGUAUCAUGAUGCGAAGCUUUUUUGGCGAACAGGAGGGUCCCUUUAGGCUUGAUCUCAACUAUAUCGCAACUAUUAGAGCCGAGGCAAACCCGGAGGAGGAUUGAGGCACGACCCUCUACUUUAGAGUUUAAAUUACUGCGAGAGCGAAGAGCGAAGCCAACUGAGAGGCUGAUUUAGUGUACUGCUCACCUCAGAAGGUCUAGGUAGAUCUCGAGAUAAAAUAACGAUACAUGCUAACCUACCCG
Daldinia decipiens is the source of this 1283-nucleotide messenger RNA. RefSeq names its product NADH:ubiquinone oxidoreductase complex I intermediate-associated protein 30. Gene Ontology annotation, biological process: NADH dehydrogenase complex assembly. The transcript is spliced from 3 exons. The coding region runs from base 567 to 1142 and encodes 191 amino acids. NCBI's taxonomy places the organism in Eukaryota, Fungi, Ascomycota, Sordariomycetes, Xylariales, Hypoxylaceae. The record is from RefSeq and is a predicted model, not a curated record.